This is a messenger RNA of Atta colombica, 2617 nucleotides long. RefSeq names its product proton-coupled amino acid transporter-like protein pathetic (gene path). Gene Ontology annotation, cellular component: vacuolar membrane. Gene Ontology annotation, molecular function: amino acid transmembrane transporter activity. The record is from RefSeq and is a predicted model, not a curated record. Bases 1063 to 2496 code for a protein of 477 amino acids. The transcript is spliced from 12 exons. Gene Ontology annotation, biological process: amino acid transmembrane transport. Lineage: Eukaryota; Metazoa; Arthropoda; Insecta; Hymenoptera; Formicidae.
CUAGAUCAUUCUCAUUUACAAAGUCGAGGAAUCCAAAAUGGACGCUGACAUGGUUGGCGUUCUCAUGUGAAACCUCUAAUUUGUGGAUCAUUUUGACCGUCUUUAUCAUUUAUACACAAGUUAAGCCUGUCUUUUUUGUGACCUUGCCUACGAUGUCCAUCCGACUAAUUAUUCGUACGACCAAUGUUCGAUUGGACAAAAUUGCGGUCCCGCCAUCGCCCUACUAAGUGAAGACGAAUUAACAUUCUAGACGGCUGAACUUGAACUGAAAUAAUACUAUAACUAUGCGAGUUUCUUCAAGGAGAAUUAUAUCUAAUCAUCGCUCAUUUUGAACGGUCUAAAUAUGACAUUGAUUAUAUAAUAUUUAUAUUGACGGUAAUAGCAAAAAUCGUGUAUCCCAUGCGCUCGUGUUACGAUAAUGAACCACACGCGAUAAUGAACGCGCGCGACACACAUCGUUGACGUCGUAACGGAUAGCAGCGUGUCACAAUGGCGAGCAUGACAUAGGCUCGCCGAAUUUCAUCAUGCGCCGAGUGCAUUCAAAUCGAGAAGUCAACGAGCCACGUGCAGGCCAGACUUAUUGUUAGACGUCUUCAGGCGCCCAUUUCUGGCGCGUCACACGAUACGGAUUUAGGUAACAGUGAUUUUGUGUAAACCUUGGAUUUGCGCCGCUCGUAAAGUUCCAAAGGCCGAUCGGCGGGAAUCGAUAACGGUGGCCGAACGACGACCUCUGCCAUAAAGACUCGAAAGAUGGCGGCGGCAGCGGUGCCGGCAGUGGUGGCGACGAAGAUACGGUGGUGAAGGAGGCGAUGUGGUGGUGGAAAGUAGCCAAGUAAUGAAGUCGCGACGGCAGUCGGCCGCGGUCUUUUGAACGAUUCGUGGAACUAUAUAAGUACCGUAUGAGAACAGCGCGCUCUGAAACUCGCGCCCAUCAAACGAUCCUGCACUUAGGAAUGAGGUAACCGCCGGCGAGACGGGCUUGAUUCUUAGGCAUUCGCAACACGUAGAAACUAUCAUCGGCGAACUAUUUGGCAGGUGACGCACAAAUAAUACGUCAACAACAUGCCUACAACGACUAACGCAAAUGAGAAGCCACCGACAGAGUUGGAUACCUUUCUGCCUCAAGAUGGAUCCAAUCUUAAAGAUGGCGUUCUGUCCGCCAAAUAUAUAGUACAAGUUACACCACGUGAUGUUGAAGCCGCACUGGGUGAUGAGAAAAGUUUCGAUCCCUUUGCGGAACGCAAAGUCGACAAUCCGACAACGGAUUGCGAUACGUUAACGCACUUAUUAAAAGCUUCUCUUGGCACUGGAAUACUAGCUAUGCCCAUAGCUUUUAAGAGUGCUGGACUGCUUUUAGGUAUCUUUGCCACGAUUCUCGUUGCAUUCGUAUGCACGCAUUGCGCAUAUAUUCUGGUCAAAUGUGCGCAUGUGCUGUAUUACAAAACUCGAAAAGCAGAAAUGGGAUUUGCUGAAGUUGCUGAAACAGCUUUUAGUACCGGACCUCAAUGGGCAAGAAAGUUCGCGAAACCUUCCAGAUAUCUCAUACAGAUUAGUUUAUUUACUACAUAUUACGGUACCUGCAGUGUGUACGCAGUAAUCGUGGCCGCUAAUAUCAAGCAAAUUAUCGAGCAUUAUCAAGAUGUUAAUGUUGGCGAAUACAAUAUCCGUUUGAUCACUGCUUAUUUGCUGAUUCCGCUGAUCCUUCUUAGUUGGAUACCCGACUUGAAGUAUCUCGCGCCAGUUUCGAUGGUGGCGAACAUUUUUAUGGGAACAGGACUGGGAAUAACAUUUUACUAUCUCGUUUGGGAUUUGCCGCCAUUGUCCUCAGUGCCUUUAGUAGCUACAAUCGAAAGCUUCCCGCAGUUUUUCAGCAUCACUAUCUUUGCUAUGGAAGCGAUUGGCGUAGUGAUGCCUCUGGAGAACAGCAUGAAGACGCCGCAACACUUUGUAGGAAUUUGCGGAGUUCUCAACAAAGGAAUGUCUGGUGUUACGCUUGUAUAUAUUUUUCUUGGGUUUCUCGGAUAUGCUAAAUAUCAGGAUGAGACGCUGGGUAGUAUCACUCUAAAUCUACCAACAGAAGAAAUAGCGGCACAAGUUGUGAAGAUAUUGAUUGCCUUAGCCGUCUUUUGUACUUUUGGUUUACAAUUCUACGUGUGCCUCGAUAUUGCAUGGAACGGUGUAAAACAUCGUUUUGAGAAGAAGCCGCUUUUAGCCAAUUACUUCGUAAGGACGGUGCUAGUAAUAGGUGCAGUUAUCCUUGCUGUGGCCGUACCGACAAUCGAACCAUUCAUCGGCCUAAUUGGUGCAUUUUGUUUCUCCAUUUUGGGCCUUCUUAUUCCAGUUUUCAUUGAGACCGUAACGUACUGGGAUGUCGGCUUCGGACCAGGAAACUGGGUAGCCUUAAAGAAUGUAAUUAUAUGCGUGAUAGGUCUGAUGGCAUUAAUAUUUGGAUCACGUAGUGCUAUAAUGGAUAUAGUAAAAUUAUAUAAUGCUUGAUAGACAAAACAUUUUCCGUUUUUUAUCUAGUACAAAUAUUUCUAUGAUAUACAACAAAAUUUUUUACCAAAUUUAGAUCUAUCCAUGGUAUGACUAACGGUAUUAAAUAUAUAUUAUAUAC